Messenger RNA from Lethenteron reissneri (Far Eastern brook lamprey), 5204 nucleotides. RefSeq names its product transmembrane protein 88-like. Gene Ontology annotation, cellular component: plasma membrane. Lineage: Eukaryota; Metazoa; Chordata; Hyperoartia; Petromyzontiformes; Petromyzontidae. Gene Ontology annotation, molecular function: PDZ domain binding. The record is from RefSeq and is a predicted model, not a curated record.
AUACGGGGCACGGGAGUCCGCACACACCACCACCUCCUCCUGCUUCUCCACCGCGCGCGCGCGCGCUCGCUCACACACGCGGACCGUUCGUCGCCCCUUAGGCAGCGGCUGCUGCUGCUGCUCAGACGAGCGGUCCCGUUUCUGCGGUGGUUUGGUGCCGUGGGUUUUUUUUUAGUUAUUGUUGUUUGGUUAUCCGCCUUAAGAAAAAAAAAAUUCCCCCCCCCCCCACCCCUACUUUUUGUGCGCCGGCUAUAGCGCGGUGGUUUACGGUGCAGAGCGAUCGGAGGACUGCAAGCGAGGCCGAGUUUGUAAAUUGUGCCUGGGACACGGACUCCCGUGGGGGGAGGUCCUGGGAUACUACCCAUCCUGGAGACGCGUUCGCUAUCCCGGCAGCCGCCACCUCCUCCCAGGAUGACGCUCGACAGCCUGGAGAAGGUGAGCGUGUGCGAGGGGCAUGUGUCGGGAGACGGGGGCAACCCUGGCGGGGAGGCGAAGCCCCCCAGCUCGGCGGGGACGUCGACCAUCGGCGGCCACCACCACCACCACCAUGCCACCCACAAAGGCACGCUGACCGUGCCGCCACCCUACUCGGCCGAUGAGCGAGCGGCGCCGCUGGAGGCGAGGGAGCCGCUGGAUUGCUGGGCUUGCGCCAUCCUGCUCACGGCACACAACACGUGCGUGGCGGCGCUUAACCUGCUUCUGCUGGCGCUCGUCUUCGGCCUGCUGCUGCUGCCCGCCAUCGUCAUGGUGUGGUUCGGAUUCUCGUGCCAUUCCAGGAUGGUUCGCAUCCGCCUACCGCUGUGCCAGGGCGUGCUCAACGACAACAGCUCCACUGCGCUCAUCAUCGUCGGCUUCGUUCUCAUGUCGCCCCUGCUGGUGCUCGCGCUAGCCGCCUACUGCCGCAUGGCCCGGCGCCUCCAGCUGGGCUUCUGCUUCCUGCCCUACAGCCGCGCCGUCUACAAACCGCCGCUGCCCGCUGGUCUCGCUGCCCCGCGCUGCCCGCGGCUGCUGGCGCCCUGCUGCUGCUGCUACUACACGCGCGGCUCGCUGUCGGGUGGCAGCACCACCCCGCAUGGCACGCGCUCCGUCUGGGUUUGAAGUCACCAAGCGGUCUCCGUGGCAUUCCUCGGCUUAUUCACCCCCCCCCUCCCCCUGCCUUGCUCAACCCCUGCUGCCACUCUCUCUCUCUUCCUUUCUCUCAUCUUCAUGCCACCCCACCCUCUCGUACCUCUUUUCCACAGUAUGACCGCGCCACGCCGAGGCCGUGCCGUGCCAGCCCGGUGUGGCUCAGGAGGCAUCUGGUUGCGUUUUUUUCCACUGCGGAGGCCGAGCCGUGCCGCUGAUUUCACGCGCAACGAAUGCAUUGUUAACACCAGCACUGAGCGUGCUUGGCCCAGAGCCAGAUGUCUCGUGAGGCCUGGAUAUCACAGUUAUGGUUUUGGCUUGGCACAGCAAAUAGCCAGUGGAUUAAAACCUACACCGGGAGGCCCUCCCGCUGGCUCGGCUCAGAUGUGCCAGUGGAAAAUGGGUAUGAGCAGCUGCAUACGCUCGUGUGGAGUGAUUGGCGGGUGGAAAUGGCAUUAAUUUUUGUUGUUGUUGAGAUGGUUGGAUGACUGUGUUGAGGUCAUCGUUACUGUGGUUGCUUUUUUGGGUUGGCCACGGGCCCGUGUAAAAUGAAUGAAACGGGCCCAACCCGCCUGUUCAGUUUUCCAAUCUUCUUUUGGUAGCUCGACACCUGGGCCCCUCCAGCCUGUGAGUUACGGUGCAGUUGCGCUGCCUGUACCCUCGAAAGCUACGCGACUGCUUUAGGAAGUGUGCUUUCCUUGGGGUUUUUCAUUUUGUUAUAAUGUCCCCCCUCCCUUUGUGGUUAAUUUCUAGAGAAGCACUGGUCAAGAGGCUGUUGAAUUUGUGGGUCGCUGCUUGAGAUUCUAUCACCGGCUAUGGUGGAGUGGAGUUUGAUGGUUUCAGCACCCUCACCGAUAACGGCGCACAAUUAUACCACGAACGAAUUGUGUUGAAUUACAUUUGGCUGAGUUAAUCUCCCCGAAUGCUUACCGCGCUUAUCUAUCUGUACACUUGCAGACAGCACAGUUUGGAGAUCUUGGUAGGAUAAGUCCUUGAGGGAUGCCAGGGAACGGUCUGCAAUGUAUAUUUUGGUUCAUUCUACAAAGUAACGUAUGGCUUUGCUGUCUUUGGCCAAUCUAUUCAAUCUGGAAAUUAAUUUGCUUUGUGGCUACAUACGAAAUCAGAGGUGGGAUAUAGUGAUUACUUUUUUUUGUUCAACAUAAUUAAAUGCAGGUGGGAUACCAAAGCCAAAACUGGUCAAUUGUGUCUGGAUUAUAGCGAGUGCCAAUGUUUCUUUGCGGGAGCAGCCACCACAUGAUGAUCGUGGUGCCAGCCUGGUUGCCAUAGUUAUGGGAUUUAAAAAAAUACCCACAGAGCUUAAAUGCAUAAUAGCUUGUAGGCUGCCCAUGUACAAUGUAGGCUUAUCAAUUAUUUUGCAAACAAAAAAGUAUAUAGCGAGCAGUCUUUGAUAGUUUUGGCCAAGUCGGCUAAAAAUGUAAUUCAAUUUGAUUGCUUCCAAAACACAUAAAAACGUGUAUUUGCUAACCACUCAGAAAUUAUUGCCCAAAUCGAGUACAGACAUUCUCAUACACACACAGAUUGUCACGAUUUGGAAUUGUAUAUCAACUAAAUAAUCUUUUGUUUUUAUUUUGGAGUAAAUUGGAGUGUAAGGGUUACGCAGAUUCAUUACAUGCAGCAUCAAUAGAAUAUAAUCGAUUUUAAACAUUCUCCAUUGUGGUUGGACGAAUAACAGAAAAGUUGCAUUCAUAACCAGGUGAGAGCCCUUUGAGGCCAAAAGUCUCUUUUUCAGGGAUAACCUGGCUUCAAACAGAGUUCUGAAUCACACAAAAACCCCACAAAGUACAAAACAAGACAAAAAAUAGAGCGCUAUAAAAAUUAUUUUAAAAAAAAUUAACGUUAUCGAUAAAGAUGAAGAGAAAAUAAAUGCAACGGGUUAAACAUAAUACUUUUACGUAACAAAAAAAAUUGCUGUGCAGAAAAACUGGUGGCUAAUUUGCCCACUUCAUCUGUCCACGGUAGUUUAAAGGAAGUCUUAGGGUCAUUGAGGCUCACUGGCGGAUGGAACGGCAGGCAAUUUGUAAAAAUGGGAUAUGGUUAUUUCCCCAGGUCUGAACUGCUGGCCCUUGUUAAAGCGUCCAUGCAUAGCCAGUGGCCUCUCAUGAUAACCUUAGCACAGGGGUCAUUGUGAAGGCAUUGUGCUUGGGUUUAGGGAGAAGAACAGUGGUGACAGCUCUACGGAUUCACGCGCACACUCGUUCUGACACUGAUGAAAUAGCGGACGGAUUGCCUGUCCCGGGCAAUUGGCAAUCGGCCAGCCGUUAGAAGAAAACUGGAAGAAGUGAGUGUACAUACGUCAAUCAUUCUUACUGUGAACUUGCAGCAUCUUGGGCAAUCUCCGUUGACGGAGGACAAAACGAGAAUGACAACACGGGCAACAGAAACUGACUAUAGCGAUCGCAAUUCGUUACCGAGUGCUGAUGAUGUCCCAGAUGGACACACAAACAGAAACCACCUGACCAAACUUCACACAUGGCACUUUAAAUUUCACAGUCCUCUCCAUGUUGUUUGGACUGCAUGUUGUCAAAUUAAUUAGUGAUGUUGGCCUUGACUGAGAUGAGCAAGUGUGUGACCCUCUUUCUGAGAUGAUGCAUCAUUCGGGGAGACUGAUGUUGAGCGUGCAAUGUUCGGCACGAUGUUUGACGUUCUGCUGCACGUGUUGGGAGCCCCCUCAAGACACUCCCUGAAGAAGUUCCCAGCACGUGGAGAGAAACGUCGGACAUCGUAGCAGAACAACGCGCGGCACAACCAUAAAACACGCCUGAGAGCUCCUUGGUUUCUUAUAGCCGCUGGAUGUCAGAAUCUCAAGCAGCGGUGCCCUAAAUGUGUUUCAACUUAACUUCAUUUCCGAGAUAUGUUUUGGAGCGUGCGAGCAAAAAGCAGUUUGUAACGAGGUGCGGGAAAGAGAAACCAAUGCCCUUGAGCUCAACUUCCAUUCAGAAUUUGUGUUGUUGUUGUUGUUGUUGUAAAAUAGAGGCGCUGAAUCAAAAGAACUGCUGCUCUUGCGAAACGGCAAACAGAGGCCACGUUCAAGGAGGGGCCGUUUAAAAGCCACCGACACCGUGAAGGAUUGCACGAGAUUCCACGUCGGUUAUCUCCAUGGCAAUGGGUUGGCGAAAUUACGUCCAUGUAUUUCCGGCGUGUGCUUUUAACAAUAGAAGUAUUCGCUUUCGUACAAUUGAUAAACGCUUGCAGUGUUUCUGCUGACGUGGCGUGCGGCUGUCAUUCUAGGAAAUCGCAUUAUGCAAUGUUGUUUUUAUACUCCAUUUAGUUUGUUAACAUUACAGAAAGUCUCAGCGCAUGAAUGCAAAAUGGUCGUUGCUGCCAACUCGAUGAUUGUGCUCGGCUGUAGCUGUAUUAAGAAUUCCACAGAGGCUUCGCAGACCUGAAGGGAGACGCAACCUGAAAAAUAUACUGACGUUAUUGUUUCACGCCUUCCAAUUAAGGUUCAUUUGGGCAUUUGCUCUGUCCAAUCUACCUUGUUACCUGUAUGUCACAUGGGGGAGAGUAUAUGGCUUGCACGAAAGUGCCAAUGUUGUGUAAAGACGACACAGGCCACUUGAACGGGUUUUUCAUCCAUUGUUUUACGUCUCACAACAUGAUACUGCAGGGCACCACGGUGGCGAGGUAUUAACUACCUCGCCAGGUAUACAGGAGGUCAUGGGUCGUGGGCUCGAUUCUGACCCUGACGGUGCCUGUAUAUUUUUGUUUCUUUCGGUAAAGUCACGUACAAAGAACUUUACCGAAAUAACCAAGAAUAUGAAUCCCUGCAGUCACGAAAGCUUUAAAUCGGUGCCUGUAUUUUUGAAGUGUUGCAUGUUCUCCCCGUGGUCGCGUGGAUUUUUCUCCGGGCGUUCCGGUUAUUCCCUCCACAUUUAGAAACGUGCGUCUAGAGUAUUUUGCCGCAACUAAAUGUGCACAUGAUAAGCCACUUCGUUGAGCUAUCAUUUGUGGCCAGGUGGAUUCUGAAAAAGAGCUAUAUAGCUCAGUAGGGCCUUACCUGUUAAUAUAAAAAAUUGUUUAAAUAGUUUCAAUGAUACUGAUAGAGCACAGGGAAUAUA